AACCGUCAUUCAGUGCGGUUGUUUUCGACGGCAGAAAAAAAAAUUAAGUAAAAAACGUCAGUGUAUUCAACGUAACACUACACACUGACACGUACUUUGUAUAUCUUAUCAAAAUACGAAACUCGUCAUAUUCUCCCUCUCUCUCUUUCAACAUAUGAGUGCAUUGGGUUUGGUUGAGUACGUGAAGUGAUUAUAUCGUGUAUUUGAUGGAAAAUGCAUGCAAAGCAAAUUCGCAUGCGCGGCAAAUUGCCAUAAACGGGGGAGCAAUACCGAGUGUAUAGAAUGAAAGCUUUUCCAAUUCUCGUUCAGUCAGAACAGUAAAGGGAAGCAAAAACUCGUUUUCAAGUGGUCGUCGUGUUGUUUCUUUUAUUGUGAUUCGUAAAGACCCUGACAGAGCUUCAAAAUUGUGUUAUAUUUUAUUGUCAAUCUCUUGAUAUAAAUAAAAUAACCUUAAUUGCCCGAAAUUUGCCAGUUUCUAGUUGUAAAAUUUAAUGAAUAAUUCGUUCAAUUGUUGAAAGUAAUCGUUUGUGUUCUGAUUUUACCAUUCCAAAAAAACUAAAAUCGUGUUAACUACAUUCCCAAGUAUUUAGUAUAUCAAUUCGUCCAAUUGUGCCGUUUAAACGUAAUAGAUUUUAAAAUCGAUGAAAAAAACGAAAAUCAAAACAAAACCAAUAGCAUAAAAGUGCUAAAAAUGGAAUGAAACAUACCAGCAUAAAGUGAACCAGCGUUUUUUCUUUACUUCACCCAGCAAAUGGGCCUUUCCAUCACAUAAAUAAUAAACGAGCUGACAUUGCAUACAUCGCAAGUAUGACGACAGAGAAAAUCUAUUGGAAGGAUCACGUGACAUACAUUUAAUUGUGCUUUUGAAGUUAGUGCGCGUGAGUGACGCUGUUCUCAAUUUGAUUGUAGACGGUUUGAUAAAAUCAAAUUGCCUCCGGAUUGAAACCAAAACAUUUACGAGAUUUUAAUCUGUUGGUUAUUUUGCUUUGAAACAGAAUCGAAAAAGAAAAAAAAUAGAACGCAAUUUCAUAUCGAAUAGAUUUCGAGGAGGAAACAAUUGAAAAGCAUAUAAAUCGAGUGAUAAAUAGUAAAAAUUGAACUGUAAAUGAUGGAUUCUGUGAAUGUGCCGCUUCGAUCGAGCGGUAAAAAAAUGCGAAAAAGGCGCGAAUUAGAUGCACUUGUUGCCCACAGCCUAGCAAAAAGAGCAUGUAAUUCAGGCAAACGACAAGCAGCUGGAAAUGGCAUCAAUUCACAGGAUCAAUUGCUGUCAGUGUCCACAGACGACCAAGAAGAAUAUUCAUUGUCGAAAAUUCAAAUAGCGAAGCGUCAUCGAAAGCAUUACUCAUUUUUGCGAACCUGUGUCCCAUUGCUGUUCAUUUUCAGCGUUUUUCUUUUAAUUUCGUUAAUGUAUUGGCUAUAUUUCGAUCUGCGGGAACAACUUUCUGAACAUCGUACAAAAUUAGAACAAGCGUCUGCAAUAUGCUCGAAUAUGCCAGAGACUUUACAUAAAUUACACGAAAGUUUACAAACAUUGGAGCAGAACCAAACGGCCAUUGGCAAUAAAAUAUAUGAAAUACAACAGCGCAUUGAAACGGUCGAAAAGGAGUUCACACAAUUAAAAGACAGUAUCCGUAAGGGUGACGGUCCAGAUGGAGAUAAGGCGAUUGAUUUAAAAAAUACGGUCAGUGGAUUUGGUGCCAAAAUUCAAGCUCUUGAAACUGAUGUGAAGACUAUUAAAGAAGGUUACUCGGGUAUACAAUCCGCCCAGCAAAGCGAUAAAGUACGUUUGGAUGCACUUCAAAAUAGUGUUGACAGCAUAAAAAAUGCAUCGCAAUCAAAUUUCACAAGUGGUUUGCAGAAUGAAACAUUGUCAUGGAUGAAAAAUUUAACCGAUAAAUGUUCAAACGAUUUGAAAAAUGUAUCCAGUCAAUUGGCCGCAUUGAAUGAUAGAUAUAGCGAAAAAAUCAAGAGCAUAAACGAUGAAAUGCAUGAUCAUAAGAACAAAUUAGAUUCUCUUACUGAGAAUUUCGCGAACGUAUCAUCACAUGUCAAUUCCAUUGAAAGUGAAUGGCCAAAAUUCAUGCUGGCGAAUCGACAACUUGAUAGCCUUGUCACACGGGUGAACAGUGAUGUGAUGAUUUUGAAGUCGAAUCUAAGCAGUUUCGAUGCAACACUCCGUGAUCUAUUGGUACAACAACAAGAAGCAAAAAAAGAACACGAUUCAAACGUAAACAAUGCAAUGUUCGGCGAAUCAAAUGGAUUACAAGCGAGUCAAAACGAAUCAAAGGUGACUGGUUUUCCCAGCGAAAUUCUAACCGGUGGUGAAACGAUGAACUCAACAAAUCCACAACCAAUUACACCUCAACCUGUGAACAACAAUACACAGUCAUCCCCAUCCACAGCAGCAGCAUCGUCAUCGACCACAGUACCAUAAAUACAUUAAAUAAGUGAUGUUUAAUUUAAAAAGGCGUCUAUUCUAUAAACCUUAAAAAAAUCAAAUCUUUCACAAAAGAAAACGAAAACCAUUUUACCAAAAUCGAGCGAUAAAGAUGCAUUUGAUUGUCAAUGGCAUAAUCCUAGUCGCUUUAAAUAUAGAUCAGUAUUUGUAGUACAAAAUGAACGAAUUAAAACUGGUGAAACAAUAGCCUAAUUCCUAGCACACAAUUCAAAGCUAGCAAAUUUAUUAUAAAAUGCACCAUCCGUAUUUCAUUCACAAAACCUACAAUAAAAUACUGAUUUGAAAAAAAAAAUCCAACAAAUUCAAGCAACUAAAAGACGACAUAAAAUUCGUCAAAAUUUCGUCCAAACUGAAGUAAAUGAAAGAAACCAGUGUAAUUUUAAUUAAAAAAAAAAAACAAUUAACACCUAUUAAUGAAAUCAAAUAGAUUUGUUGAUAAAUUUAACCAUUAUAUUACGUAAUAUAUUAUGGAAGUCGAUGAAUGGCAAUCGCAGUGUUUUUGACCGAUUGAGCAAAAGUUGAAUGGAUGUAGAGGAACGAUUUAGAACCAGACAGAAUAGAAAGAGAUAUUUUAAAUUAUAUUUUCAUCACAUUAUUUAUUACUCAUUGAUUGUAAAAGAAAAUCAACUACAACCAAAACCAAGAUAAAAUAGUGUGAAACCAGCGUGAUGAAUAAAUAUAUAUAUGUAUACAUUCUCUGUAUUUUAUUGUCAAUUGAAAUAAAAUGAUGAAAAAAUGAUGUUA
Molecule: messenger RNA, 3202 nt
Organism: Contarinia nasturtii (swede midge)
Lineage: Eukaryota; Metazoa; Arthropoda; Insecta; Diptera; Cecidomyiidae
Exons: 6
Coding region: 1106-2434 (442 amino acids)
Source: RefSeq, a predicted model, not a curated record